GCUGCCGCCGUCGUCGAGUCAGAACUCGGAGCGGCAGCGGUGGCCGCGCGACGGUGGCGGUCGCUCCUGUGUAACGAACGGCACGUGACUGUGACGGGUCACCGGGAAAAGUGACGCAGUGACCGGUGUGACGCGAGGGGCGGUUGAGCGUUCUGCGUCCUAACUGCAACCGUCUGGAGUUGCACGGUGCAAACAUACGCGUGAUUUAGUGCAAGUGUGGUGCACUGCGGUGCAGACGGCAUUACGCCGCUCAUUUUUCAGUGCAAAUUUGUGCCUUAGCGCGUGCCAGCGCAAUUAUCAUUGCCUCUUGUGCCAACUGUGUAUCAGUGACGGGAGACUCGGUUUGACUGCGAUACCUUCAAAGGACAGCAUGGCUACAAAAGUCGAGGAGCAGUCCCGCGACGCGCGCAAGCGGCAGCCCUCGUCACCAGAGGAGGGCGACGAGCCGGCCGCGGUGCCGACGCCCGCGGCCGGGCCGGUCCGACGCCGGGGUGCCAUCUCCGCCGAGCCCGUCACAGAGGAUGACGCCACCAGCUACGUCAAAAAGGUAGUGCCAAAGGACUACAAAACCAUGGAGGCACUCAGCAAGGCGAUCGCCAAGAAUGUACUAUCUUCUCACAUCUGGACGAGAACGAACG
This is a messenger RNA of Amphibalanus amphitrite, 638 nucleotides long. Its product is annotated as cAMP-dependent protein kinase type I regulatory subunit-like. Lineage: Eukaryota; Metazoa; Arthropoda; Thecostraca; Balanomorpha; Balanidae. The transcript is spliced from 3 exons. The record is from RefSeq and is a predicted model, not a curated record. The annotation marks the transcript as partial.